Molecule: messenger RNA, 1910 nt
Organism: Dermatophagoides pteronyssinus (European house dust mite)
Lineage: Eukaryota; Metazoa; Arthropoda; Arachnida; Sarcoptiformes; Pyroglyphidae
Source: RefSeq, a predicted model, not a curated record
UUAACGCGUUCGCUACCGGAGAUUUCGAAAAACACAUAGAACUACAGCAAAUAAACGACGCAUAUAUGCGUCGCUGGUAGCGAACGCGUUAAUCAAUAAUUCAUGUCAUCAUUUGGUGCAACAUUAUUCGAUUCAAUAAUCACUGAUGAAAAUGAUGAUAAUAAUGAUAUUUAUGAUGGUGAUAAUCGAAUGAAAAGUUUAGGAAAUCAUAUUAAAAAAAUGAUUCGUAAUUGGAAUAUACCUGAUAAUAUGGAAAUAUUAUCGGAAGAAACAUUUUUUGAACAUCAACAUCGACAACAAUAUCGUCAACAACAACAACAACAACAGCAACCAAUGGAAGCAUUAUAUCGUUUGAUACGAAUGGAUAUUUCCGAACAAAAUGUUAAACAUUCAAAAAAUGAUAAUGAAGCAAAUCGUUUUUUACAAAUGGGACUAUAUUUUUUUCGUAAUCGACGAUAUGUUGAUCUAAAUUUAGCAAUCAAUUGUUUUUCACGUGCAAUUUUGACAGCAAAUAAUACUCGUUUAGUAUUUGAAUCAUAUUAUCAUCGUGCAUUGGCAUUUUUAUCGAAAAAAUUAUUCUAUUAUUCAUUUUUUGAUUCAAAUUAUUAUCUGGAAAAUGUUAUAGAAGAUAGUGAUAAUAAACGUACAAUAAGUGAAUGUUAUAUUGAAUCAUGUGUAGAGAUUAUUGAUUCUAACCUGAAUAAAGCAUCAUGUUUUGGUCGUUCGGAUUAUCGUAUACAACGUUGGAUGCGUAUAGCUUCGGAAUUUUUAGAUCGUGCACGAAUUGAAUUGGCCAUACAGAUGCUUCAACAAACAGCAACACCAACAACAACAACAACAACGACAACAACCGCAACAAAACCAAAACCAUCUGAUCGUUUAAUACAAUGGAUGCGUAAAUUAGAUACAUUUGAAUUUAAAAUUGAUCUAACACCAGCAAUGGCUGCAAAGAAAUUUCAAUUUUUUCCUUAUAAACAUAGUAAUAUUGAACAGGUUGUUGAUUUGAAUCAAAAUUGUUAUAAAGAUAAUCAGGUUCAACCACGUGGUCAUGAUAUUUUGUAUGAAAAACCAUUGUCAGCAUUAACAACCAAACCACUUCGUUAUUGUGGUUGGUGUUCCAAUUGGAUUGGUUAUAAAUUUAUACCAUGUACAAGAUGUGAUCAAACAAUUUAUUGUAAUAAUUAUUGUCGUCGUUUAGAUGAAGAAUUUGGUGGACAUUUUAAAAUUUGUUGUUAUCAUUAUCGUGUUGCUGAAUUAUUAGGUGUUGAGUGUUAUAUGAUUUAUGCUGAAGCAGCAAAAACAAAAAAAAUUAUCAUUCCAUCAUCAUCGUCAUCAUCGCCAUUACCAACACCAUUAUCAUUAUCGAUGGGUCUAAAUACACCUAAUAAUGAUGAUGAUCAACUACAACCAUUCAAAAUUGCUGUUGAUAAUGAAAAUCAAAUCCGAUUUCGUGCAAUUAUUCUGUCAUAUAUUAUUCAGCAGAAAAUUUUUCGUGGUACAUUACAACCAAAUGUUCAUUAUUAUCGUGAAAUAUUAACCGAUUUACGUAAUCGUUAUCGUUCACCAUUUUUAGCAAAACGUAUUUCUGAAAAAUUUAUUAUCGAUAAUGAUGGUACAUUAAUUGUACAGAAAAGAUCCGAUAUAUAUGGUAAUGGUGUUAUCGAAUAUCUAAUUGAAUGUUGUACAAAUAAUACAACAGGAACCGCAACAAACCAAACAACAACAAUACCAUUUUUAGAAUCAUUACCAAUGAAUACGGACAAAGAUCUUCAACAACAACAACAGAAAAAUGGUAAUAUUGGUAGAUAUUUUAAAUCCGGUAAAAUUGUCUACAAAGCAUUAGUCGAUUUUGAUCAAAGAAUUCAAUUCUAUCCACGUCUAAUAUUACAAUUAUAAGUGAAAAAAAAGAU